Salmo salar (Atlantic salmon) is the source of this 3659-nucleotide messenger RNA. The record is from RefSeq and is a predicted model, not a curated record. NCBI's taxonomy places the organism in Eukaryota, Metazoa, Chordata, Actinopteri, Salmoniformes, Salmonidae.
GGUUGUCGGUUCACUUCUCGUCGGUGCUCUGUUCCCACCCAACCAGCGGAGAAGAAAAGAGCAGGUGAGAGGAUGGUCGGAUGCUGCUGGCGCUACUAAACCGAUGAUAUUCAGGAAACAGACACUUCAUGCACGGCGAAACGGGGAGGUUACUGGCGACAGGUAGCGAGAGCACGUCGUGACAGUUGGGUUUAUGCGCGGUGGUCACUUUCCGGAGUGUUUUAUUCGGCAUAGACAGGAGGCGUCGAGAGAGGGCAGUAAGCCAGUGUUGGAGGUCUAUCCUGACUGAAGAGGAGAACCACUACACACACAAUCACAUCAUCAGCUUUUAAAUACACACACAUUCAUCAUAAUGGGAGGUGUAUGAUGACUGUAGCUGCAGGGCUAUGGCCAGCGAACCCUUGGAAGGCUUCCAUGAGGUCAACUUGGCGUCACCCACCACCCCUGACCUCCACGGAUUGACCUCCGACCCCAGACCCCAAUGUCACAGCGCUCCUUCCAGCGCCCUGUACCGUACACCCUCCCUCAGCUCCAGCCCCUGCCCCCCCAACGCCCUGCGAGCCGACCAGCUGCCCACCCAGCCCAUCUACUCUGCCCCUCGGCUACUGGGCAGCACAGAACCCCACAAUGGAAGUGUUCCGGGGUUGGAACCCCCGUCCGGUCAGAGGCAGAGGCAGCAGAGGGGGUGUUCCUGUCUGGAGAGGAAGGGGAGGAGUCUCUGGGUCUGACCAAUGACAGCCUGUCCCGCCUCCGCAGCCCCUCAGUCAUGGAGAUCAGAGAGAAAGCCAAUGAGAGACUGAAGGAGGAACUAGCCAAGGCACAGAGGGAUCUUAAGUUAAAAGACGAGCAGUGUAAAAGGCUUUCUAAAGUCAGGGACCAACUGGGCCAGGAACUGGAGGAGCUCACUGCUAGCCUGUUUGAGGAAGCUCACAAGAUGGUGCGUGAGGCCAACAUCAAACAGUCGACGGCUGAGAAGCAGCUGAAGGAAGCUCUGAACAAGAUUGAUGUGCUCCAGGCGGAGGUGUCUGCCCUGAAGACCUUGGUCCUGUCCACGUCCCCCACCUCCCCCUGUCACGACCUUCCUGGGGGCUCCAAGGCCCCCUUCAAGAAGGGCCACGGCCGCAACAAGAGUACCAGCAGCGCCAUGCUGGGCAGCGGGCAGGACCUGAGUGCCACACAGCCCAUCAUACGAGACUGCAGAGAGCUGGACAGUCUGCUGUUUAGUGAGUUUAAGUUGUGGAAGGAGGAGCCCAGUCUGGAGAGGAACAGCUCCUUCUUGGAGAGAGUCUACAGCGAGGACAUCUACCCCUGUCUCACCUUCUCCAAGAGUGAGCUGGGGUCGGCCAUCUUGGAGGCAGUGGAGAGGAACACGCUCAGUGUGGAGCCGGUGGGCUUCCAGACGCUGCCUGUCGUCAAGGCCUCUGCUGUGGAGUGUGGAGGACCAAAAAAGUGUGCCCUUAGUGGCCAGACCAAAACCUGCAAGCACAGAAUCAAGUUUGGUGAUUCCAGCAACUAUUACUACGUGUCUCCUUUCUGUCGUUAUCGGAUCACGUCAGUUUGUAACUUCUUUACCUAUAUCCGCUACAUCCACCAAGGGCUGGUCAAGCUGCAGGACGCAGAACAGAUGUUCUGGGAAGUCAUGCAGUUGAGGAAAGAGAUGAGUUUUGCUAAGCUGGGCUACUACAAGGAGGAACUGUGACCAACCAAUCACGAUCCAGAACAGAGGGAGGCGUGUCGGAAUCUCAACCUAUCAUCAGACGCACUCCCGUGAGGGACAAGAUAGCUCUCCAAUCAUCCUACCCUCCUGGCUCUCAGAAGGAAGAAGGACCGCCCCAACGCUCCUCAUCGCCACCCCCUUCCAAUCUCUCAUCCAAUCACGUGUCAUUUCAGGAGACUCCUCCCAUCCUCUGUCUUCAAUACCUACUAGCAUAUGACUUAGAAUGCAUGCCCCUUACAUCCUGACUGAUCUACCAAUAACAGUGAGUAGUUAUUCAGGAUGUAAGGGGAUUGGUAGAUCAGACUGACUGAUCUGCCAAUAACAGUGAGUAGUUAUUCAGGAUGUAAGGGGAUUGGUAGAUCAGUCAGUCUGCAGUCUGUCUGGAACAUGACCAUUGUUUGUCAUUCUGAUUGGUCUGCUAGUAUGCAUAUUGGAACAGAGAGGAAGUGCUCUGAACCCAACUGGUGCUUCCCAAAUUGCACCCUGUUCACUGUAGUGCACGACUUGUGGCCCCUAUGGGCAAAAGUGGUGCACUAAAUAUGGAAUAGGGUGCCAUUUGGGACACCGGACAAGUGUAAAUCGAGGCACUCCGUCCGUCCAUCCAUCCAUCUGUGGUUAUUCUAUCCAUCUAUCUCCAGUCCAUAUUUAAAACCAGAGGACAGUAACUAUGGUGACGACCACGCUGCUCUAUGUAACUUGACUCCAUUAUUAUAUGUAAGAAACGCUGAAUGAGCUCUUCUGUCCACACUACAAGGCUGAGUCACAAAUGGCACCCUAUUCCCUAUAUAGUUAACUACUGUAGUAGUGCAAUAUGCACAGCAGGGGUUCCCAACCUUGUUUUAUUAUUGUUUAUUGAGAUUGUCUUUAUUAAAUACAACACCAGCUUAAUUUUGUUUCAUUUGAGGGACCUAGCAAAAUGUCUCAUGACUUAUUUUAUUUUGUGUUUUUUAUUUAACCUUUUAUUUAACUAGGCAAGUCAGUUAAGAACAAAUUCUUCUUUACAAUGACGGCCUACUAAGGCCAAACCCCCUAACCCUGACGACGCUGGGACAGUUGUGCUCCACCCUAUGGGACUCCCAAUCACGUCUGGUUGUGAUACAGCCUGGAAUCGAACCAGGGUCUGUAGUGACUCCUCGACCAUUGAGAUGCAGUGCCUUAAACAGCAGCGCCACUCUGGAGCCCCUAUGAUGAUGAUAAUAAUAGAUCGAUAAGGAAAAUAAAUAGGCUAGACCUGAUUUCCCCAAAUGUUUUAUAUGAACCCUCAAUUUAAUUCUGCAUAUUCUAUUUUACAGGAAAUGAUUAGAUCAAUUGAUAGCGACAGAGUCACACAUUGUAUAAGAUUACUUUACAAGCAAAGUCCAAUUUCUUUGACUCCUCAACUUUAGAAGGUCGUAGCUCAGCUUCUCAAUGUCAGAGAGACGAAGCAAAUAUGUUCCCAUGUGCAUCAGAGUCGCGUCUUCCUCUCGUCAUUUUACUACUUGUUUCAAGCCUAAUGCAUUGCGGAGUUACACUUCGUUUUAGAUCGGAAGGUCCCGUGCCCUCCCAUAUGGUUGGGACCCGUGAUGUAGAGAAUAGGUGCUGUUUGGGAGCAGCAGAUGAGCAGGAUUCUGUUGCGUUCUCUCCAAUACAAGGACUUUAGAAGAAUCUGUACAAAUGUUUUGAAGGUUUUAGAAAACACAUCGAUGAUGAGGAAGAACAUUCUCUCUGGCUUUUUAGUUCUUUACCAACUCUUAGUUAGAAGUAUGUAGCUGUGUCGUCAUGUGUGUCGUGGUGUGUGUGUGUGUGUGUGUGGUCUGUGAACGUUCCAAUCUCUUUACCUUCUCCUGGUUUUCCAUCCUUUCAUCCCUCCAUUCCUCUGUUAACAUUCCAACUCCAAGCUUUCCUCAAUUUAUUUUAGUGCCUUUCUGGAACACACUGAAUUAAAAAUGGUUUACCUCUGGAA